CAGUGGGACACCUGAGGACUUGAUCCGAAGCAGAAGUGGGAAAAGAAACCCAGGUAACCAUCUGACCCUGAGACCUCAGGCUAUUUGUCUUCUGCCUUCAGAUGCUGCUAGAAGCACACAGGGUCUUUCUGGAUUGAUUUCAACUUCCCUUGGCCUCACGUGGCAACUUCUUACUGCUACCUGCCACAGGUGUAGAAAACUCACAUUCAGCUUAGCUGCAGUCUCCCGGGGUCUGACAGACCCUCUGAGUCCUGCUCCUUUCUUCUUUUCUUCAGUCUGAAUGCCCCUGUCAAGCAUGACUGUCUCCCCGGCCCCCACCCCUUACUGGGAUGACUCCGCCACAGUUGCCCUGUUGGUCCUGCCCCACCCUUGGGCUCCACCUCAGCCACUGGAGCUGCAGCUCUCCGGUUACCCAGAGGGGAGGGCAGGCAGGCAGGCAUCUGGGUUGCAGGACCUCCGUGCCAUGGGCAGUGCAUGCCCAAGCUCUCGGUCUCUUGCACUGAGACUGUGGCAGUGUGGGCUGUUUGUGCCCAGCCCUUUGUGUUUCACAGAGCAACAUAGAAGACCUCACUGCCGGCCUGGCACUUCAUAGAGGCUCAGGAAAAAGAGAUGAGCUGGCUCUAUUCCUGCAUCUCCUUUUGCUCGAUUUACCUGGCAGCUUCCAGACUGAAAGCUGUAGAGACGGCAGAUGGAAAAUACGCACAGAAGUUGUUUAAUGACCUUUUUGAAGAUUAUUCCAAUGCCCUCCGCCCAGUGGAGGAUACAGAUACGGUCCUGAAUGUCACGUUGCAGAUCACACUGUCUCAGAUCAAGGACAUGGAUGAAAGAAACCAAAUUCUGACUGCCUACCUAUGGAUUCGCCAAACCUGGCAUGACGCGUAUCUCACGUGGGAUCGAGACCAGUAUGAUGGACUGGAUUCCAUCAGGAUUCCCAGCGAUCUCGUGUGGAGGCCAGACAUUGUCCUGUAUAACAAAGCUGAUGACGAGUCUUCAGAGCCUGUGAACACCAACGUGGUCCUGCGCUAUGAUGGGCUCAUCACCUGGGACUCACCUGCCAUCACCAAGAGCUCCUGCGUGGUAGAUGUCACCUACUUCCCCUUCGACAACCAGCAGUGUAACCUGACCUUCGGUUCCUGGACCUACAACGGCAACCAGGUGGACCUCUUCAAUGCCCUGGACAGCGGGGAUCUCUCCGACUUCAUCGAAGAUGUCGAAUGGGAGGUCCAUGGCAUGCCUGCCGUCAAGAACGUCAUCUCCUACGGCUGCUGCUCAGAGCCUUACCCGGAUGUGACCUUUACCCUCCUGCUGAAGAGAAGGUCCUCCUUCUACAUCGUCAACCUCCUCAUCCCCUGUGUCCUCAUCUCUUUCCUGGCACCCCUGAGUUUUUACCUACCGGCAGCCUCGGGGGAGAAGGUCUCUUUGGGAGUGACCAUCCUGUUGGCCAUGACUGUAUUCCAGCUGAUGGUGGCUGAGAUCAUGCCGGCGUCUGAAAAUGUGCCUCUGAUUGGCAAGUACUACAUAGCCACCAUGGCCUUGAUCACGGCCUCCACCGCCUUGACCAUCAUGGUGAUGAACAUCCACUUCUGCGGGGCGGAGGCUCGGCCGGUGCCUCCCUGGGCCAGGGUGGUCAUCUUGAAAUACAUGUCCAGGAUCUUAUUUGUCUACGAUGUGGGUGAGAGCUGCCUUGGCCCGCACCAGGACAAGGAGCAGGACCACCUCACCAAGGUUUAUGACAAACUCCCAGAGUCUAAGCUGCAGACACCCAGGAACAAAGCCCUUUCCAGAAAGAAGGAAAUGAACAAACUCAUAAAGAAUGACCUGGGGGAACAGGCACACAGCACCAUGGGUGACGAUGGUGACUGUGUCCGGUACAAAUCCCUAACGAGGAAUAUUGAGUACAUCGCCAAGUGCCUCAAGGACCACAAGGCCACCAACUCCAAGGGCAGUGAGUGGAAGAAGGUUGCGAAAGUCAUCGAUCGUUUUUUCAUGUGGAUUUUUUUCAUUAUGGUAUUUGUGAUGACUAUUUUAAUCAUAGCGAGAGCAGAUUAGUGGCCAUUUGACAUCUGAGGACAUAUUAAUAAGUUACCUUGUGAUCUACUCCAAGCUUCUUCUAAGCCAGACUUUUGCUCAUAUAUAAUUCAGUGGUUAGAUUGUCUGUGAUUUU
Molecule: messenger RNA, 2164 nt
Organism: Ochotona princeps (American pika)
Lineage: Eukaryota; Metazoa; Chordata; Mammalia; Lagomorpha; Ochotonidae
Gene: CHRNA9
Product: cholinergic receptor nicotinic alpha 9 subunit
Exons: 5
Coding region: 610-2049 (479 amino acids)
Biological process (GO): nervous system process; monoatomic ion transmembrane transport; chemical synaptic transmission
Cellular component (GO): postsynaptic membrane; synapse; neuron projection
Molecular function (GO): transmembrane signaling receptor activity; acetylcholine-gated monoatomic cation-selective channel activity
Source: RefSeq, a predicted model, not a curated record